AUGGCGUAUCAGUUCUCUAGGAAAGGCUGUUUCAAGUGUGGCAAUCUUGGUCAUAUUGCCGAGAAUUGUUCUUCGGAGCAGCGACUUUGCUACAAUUGCCGUCAACCUGGCCAUGAAUCGUCGGCUUGCCCCUCUCCAAGAACCGUUUCUGCGAAACAGUGCUAUUCUUGUGGUGGUGUAGGACACAUCCAAGCUGAAUGUCCUAGUUUGAGGAUCCAACAAGGUGGUAGCCAGAAGUGCUACAAUUGUGGCCGCUUCGGACAUAUUGCUCGCGCUUGCCCCAAUGCUGCUGGAGGAGGAUUUGCCUCUAGAGCUCCUCCCCCUGGAAGAGCUUUGAACACGUCGACUUUGCCUCCUGUCAAAUGCUAUAGAUGUGGCGGACCUAAUCACAUGGCCAGAGAUUGCCUUGCCGCUCCUGGGACUGCAGUGCAUGACAAUACUCCCACUGGACCCGCUGCGGGUGUGAAUAAGAAUAAGACAUGCUACAAAUGCCAGCAGGAAGGACAUAUCGCGAGGGAAUGCCCGGAGAAUACCGAAUUUGUCGGCUAA
Marasmius oreades (fairy-ring Marasmius) is the source of this 549-nucleotide messenger RNA. RefSeq lists its product as uncharacterized. The transcript is spliced from 6 exons. Lineage: Eukaryota; Fungi; Basidiomycota; Agaricomycetes; Agaricales; Marasmiaceae. Gene Ontology annotation, cellular component: cytoplasm. Bases 1 to 549 code for a protein of 182 amino acids. Gene Ontology annotation, biological process: positive regulation of cytoplasmic translation. Gene Ontology annotation, molecular function: mRNA binding; zinc ion binding; single-stranded RNA binding. The record is from RefSeq and is a predicted model, not a curated record.